AGCGUACAUAGCGGAAUCGGGAAUUCAUACACUGUUUUGCCUCGUCUGACGGGUGCAAUCACGAGUUCAUGGUUUAUGCGCUGCGAGGGUCCUCCAUUAGAAAACAGUAGUAUUAUAUUUAGCUAACAACAGUUUUAUAUUCAAGUUUAUACGUUUCAUUUGAAAAUGUUCAUGUAUCUCACGAUUUUAAUAUCCGCGUGUAGGCUGCAUAGCGCCUCGUUGUACCGUACCGAAGACAAAACUAAAAACUUGCAUACAUGAAUAACUUUUUAUUAUUUUAUACACAUACAUUGCCAUUUUCAAAUUUAUGGCAGAUGCAUGGCCAAUAAACGAUUAUAAAUACUUGUGAAUAUCCCUUCUGCAGGUCGCAUAAUGAUCACCACUUUGAAAAUGGAAAAAAGGAAGGCGCAGCAGAGAAUGCUGUUAGUUCGCCUUCCUUCUCUUCCGUUCAACGUCAAGCGCCUAUUAAAACGGAAACGAUCAUCUCAAACGCAAACCGUGGCCUUGGCGGUAGAAGAACUCGAUAUUACAUCAUGCCUAAACAUCUCUAGAACUUCAUUGCAUGACAUUAUCAAAUCCCACGACUGCACAGAUACUGUGCUUCCGAGAUCCUUUUCGCAAUGUUUUGUUGGUCAGGUGCCUCUCACCGAUGGCUCUACCUGCACAAUAUAUACCGCGACUGAGGCCACCACUGGCAGACAAGUAGCGCUUAAGAAGGGUGACGUGUUCUUUGACAAAUUCCAGAUGGAGAAUGAAUACCAAAUUCUCACGCGACUGCCAAAGCAUUCCAAUAUUAUAGAGGCCUAUGGUUUGGUUGUAGAUGCUGAGCAUAAUGAGAUCUGCGUGGUAUUGGAAAUGUGCACGAGGGGCAGUCUGAUAGACAUGAUACUCGCAAAUCCAUCUGGUGUAGAGAAUGCAACAUUUCUACCUAUUGCAUUGGACCUGGCGUCAGCUUGCAAAGAAAUGCACGCAUACGGUAUAGUGCACAGAGACAUUAAACCCGAUAAUGUCGGCGUGACUGAGAAUAAUGGAACUAAGUUAUUAGAUUUUGGUGAGGCAGUCGACCUCUAUAAUGACGUCCAUGUGCGUCUCCAAGCAGGUAGCAGUAGGUACAUGGCACCAGAACUGAUCGCCGCGUCUUCGCACCGCAAUGAAGAUAUACCGAUACACGAUUGUCCAUUAGACCUAACUAAAUGUGACGUAUGGGCACUCGGCGUCACUUUCUACUGCCUGCUUACCGGAUCAUUUCCAUUGCAUCUGGCCAGUAGCCGAGAUCCGAAAUAUGAAGAGUGGGCGUCAACAGGUUCAUUUGGGCCCCAAUCGAAGUGGAAUACACUAACUGAGAGUGAGAAAAUUUUGCUGAUAAAUAUGCUCAAUCCCAGUCCUUUCAAUAGAUGGACGAUGGCGGAGACACACUACUAUCUUCUCCACAAGAGGCAGCCUAUGCUAAUAUAUCUGUUAAAAUAGCACUGCUAUACAUAGCCUUUAAUAUUUGACUUGAAGGUUAUGUCAAUUUUAGAAAAAAACAAAAUAUUAGAAAAAAUAAGGUACAAUACGUUUAAUGUAAACGUAUCAAUCAAACGUAAAAAAGAGAAAUUGCUUGCUCUGGACAGGGAUUAAACAGUAAACACUAAACAGUAACCCAGUUGAAAUCCC
This is a messenger RNA of Sphaeroforma arctica JP610, 1656 nucleotides long. Its product is annotated as serine/threonine protein kinase. Gene Ontology annotation, biological process: protein phosphorylation. Gene Ontology annotation, molecular function: protein kinase activity; ATP binding. The record is from RefSeq and is a predicted model, not a curated record. The transcript has a single exon. Lineage: Eukaryota; Ichthyosporea; Ichthyophonida. Bases 373 to 1467 code for a protein of 364 amino acids.